GAGAUCGGCGCAUUAAGUUGUCAAAAUUUGUGAGAAUAGGAAGUGCGUGACAGUUCAGUUCGAUUCGAGACAAAGCAGCGAGAUUCUAGCCCAGUCACCAGCCACCAGCCACCAGCCAUCAGACAACAGAAUCAGGCAACAGUGACAGACUCCUAGGCCCUGAACGGAUCUCCUCUCGGGUGGACAAUCGCCAGGAACCAAACACUCACUCGACCUAUUAGGCAAAUGGGACCACGGUUAUAUGAACGCCGAGUCAAAUCAAAUUAAACCAUGCAAAUUCCCCGAUCGUAAUCGGAAUUUCAAUUUCAAUCACAAUCCCCAUCACAAUCCGUAAUGCGACCGACCUGUUAAUAGUUUAAUUUGCGGUCAUAAAUAAUAACACAAGAAUUAAUUGAUUUUCGUCAUAAAUCAAUAAAUAACUAAUCAACUAACCAGCCAGCAAGCCAGCCGUUCAAUCAAGUGCAGCCCGUUCAAAAACAACAGCAAAAAAAUAGGAAAAAAAUCAGAUCGCGCCGGAGCUAAAAUUUUUUAGGUGCCGAAAUGAAACUAUUUACCAACAAAAACCAGCGCAAUGCAAAGCUGCUGCGCUGCGCUGCCCUCGGGAUGACCCUGCUUUUCUUCGGGUCGCUGGUGCUCAUCGCGGACCCACUUCAGAGCAUCCUGGAUGCGCAAUUGAGCUUGAAGCCUGGUGCUCUACUUCACCGACUGUGGCUCUCACCCCCCAUCGACGUGUACAUCAAUGUGUACAUGUUCAACUACACCAAUGUGGACGAGUUCACGGCGGGCAGGGCAUCCAAGUUGCAGCUCCAGGAGGUGGGCCCUUAUGUUUACAAGGAGGUUUUGAGCAACCACAACAUCACCUACAAUGAGUCCAACAACACGAUCACCUACACGCCUAAGCGAGAGUAUGUCUUUGCGCCGGAGCGAUCUGUGGGCGAUCCCAAGGUCGACCGCAUCCGAGCUCCCAACAUCCCACUGAUGGGAGUGACCACUCUGGCCUCCAGCCUGUCGAUGUUCGCCUCCCUGGGACUUAGUGCCCUAACCAGGCAACUGAACUCACAGCCCAUGCUGGAGAUGAGUGUCCACGACUACAUGUGGGGCUACGAAGACCAACUGGUGAAACUGGCCGCUCGCUUUGUGCCCAGCUGGAUUGACUUUGACAGCUUUGGCAUCAUGGAGAAGCUCUUUCGGGAGGGAAAUGAGAGCAAUGUGUUCAACAUGAACCUGCCGGAACGCAAGGACAACUACGGGGUGAAGCUGCCGGAUUCUCCGCGUGGCUACACCGUGGACAGCAUCAAUGGAGAGCGCGGAUUCAAGCGUUGGCAGUACGACGAGGAGACCAAUGGCACCAUGUGCAAUCGGAUCUGGGGCAGCCAUGACGCCACCCUCUUCCCACUGGACAUGGACGAGAACGACGAGUUCUUCCUGUACAGGCGCACCUUCUGCCGCCGCCUGCCCGUGAAGUUCAACCGCACCACCAGCUACAAUGGCCUCGAUGCCUUCGAGUUCGUGAUGGAGCCGGACUCCUUCGACAGCGAGCUGGACAACGCCAACUCCUCGUGCUACUGCAAGAACAAUCGCUGCCUCAAGAAGGGCGUUGGCAGCGUCUCACCCUGCUACUACAAUAUUCCUUUAGCCAUUACGUAUCCGCAUUUUAUGCACGCCGAUCCCAGUUUGCUGGAGCCAUUUGAAGGGCUCCAGCCGAACGAGUCGCGCUUCACCUCCACCUUCGUGGUCCAACCGCAACUGGGAGCUCCGAUGCAGGGCACCCAUUUGAGGUUGCAGGCCAACCAGGUGGUUGGCAAGGUGAGUUUCAACCGAAUGAUGGCGCCCUUCGAGAACAUGAUCCUACCGCUGCUGUGGGUGGACCUCAACAUCGACGUGCUGUGCCUGAGCCUGCGGCUGCUCAUCCACGGCAUCAAGUGGGGCUUCCCGCUGCUGCAGUGGAGCGCCGCCCUGGGAAUGCUGCUGGCCGGCGUUUACCAACUGUGCAGCGCCCUCAUGCUCUGCUUCUGGCCCCCCACCAAGCAGUUCCAGAAGGUGGACCAGGCGGAGCGGGGCACGGCCGUGCAGUUGAUCGGCGUUGGCCUCAGCCUGGCCAGCGGGCUGCGGAAGCCUUCGCUUCCGCUGGAGCCGGAGGAGCAGCUCCAGCUGCUCUUCGGCGCCGGCAGCUUCAAGCCCAAGCUGGUCAAGGCGUAACCCAGGAUCGAAUUUGGAUCGGAAUGCUUACCUCAACUCAAGAAGGGGCAACACUGUGAUAUUUAGGCUUAAGAUUCGGUGUAAAUUAUUGUGCUCGUCGGAAACAACUUAGGGAACGUCCGUGCCUACGUACUAGUUAACGAUAAUGAUAACAAUAAGCUAGGGCUACACUUAAAGUGGUAACAGUAAGCAAUGUACAGCUGAGCUUGCACUCGAUAAAUACAGGUCGAUAGCUAUAUGUACUAUA
Molecule: messenger RNA, 2446 nt
Organism: Drosophila elegans
Lineage: Eukaryota; Metazoa; Arthropoda; Insecta; Diptera; Drosophilidae
Product: lysosome membrane protein 2
Exons: 7
Coding region: 541-2199 (552 amino acids)
Cellular component (GO): membrane; cytoplasm
Molecular function (GO): scavenger receptor activity
Source: RefSeq, a predicted model, not a curated record